This is a messenger RNA of Elaeis guineensis (African oil palm), 2013 nucleotides long. RefSeq names its product receptor-like cytoplasmic kinase 176. Gene Ontology annotation, molecular function: protein kinase activity; ATP binding. NCBI's taxonomy places the organism in Eukaryota, Viridiplantae, Streptophyta, Magnoliopsida, Arecales, Arecaceae. Gene Ontology annotation, biological process: protein phosphorylation. The record is from RefSeq and is a predicted model, not a curated record.
AGUCGGGCACUUCAGCAGGGCAAGCGCCCGCCAUUAGUGUCCCCCUCGUCUCCCCCCAAACCCACUCCCUCUCUUCAUCUGAGACUCGAGGAAGGGCGAAGCCCUAGCUUCGAGCUGGCUGGCCCGCGGUCUUUUUGAUUGGAUUCGAGCUGCUCCUCUUUGAUCUUUUCUAAAGACAGGAUCGGAAUCGGUUCUCUUUCUUGAUUCGGAAGGCAAGAUUCUUGGGAUUUGGCAGCCGGAGAUCUGUACGGCGUCGCUUUUUCUCUCUCUUAUUUCUGCGUGUUGAGGUUUAGAGGGGCAUUGAAUUCGGGGGUGGGUGGUCGGGGAUUGUUGCAGCCGGGGAAGAACGUUUGGUGGCCAGAUCCGGUGGUAUCGGUUGCGCAUCUGGCCGCGGACUCCUCUCGUUUGAUGCGCCUCGAAACGUAGUUCUUUGUUUGGGUUGUUGAUGGGGAACUGCUGGAGCGUGAGGAUCAAGGCGGAGAGCCCCUUCCACAGCGCUUCAGCUUCAGGUGUAAACUCUAGGAAUAAUGGCAAAGAUGGAAAUGGGUUGAGUGGUUCUAGCAGCCGGGUAUCCUCAUCUUCUGUGCCUUUGACUUGUCGUAGCGAGGAUGAGAUCUUGCAGUGUUCCAAACUGAGGUGCUUCGCCUUCAGCGAUCUCAAAACCGCCACCAGGAAUUUCCGUCCCGAUAGCGUAUUGGGAGAGGGGGGCUUCGGUUCUGUCUUCAAGGGGUGGAUCGAUGAACAUGCAUUGACGGCAUCCAAGCCUGGGACUGGGAUGGUUAUUGCUGUGAAAAGGCUCAACCAUGAUGGUUUCCAGGGUCAUAGGGAAUGGUUGGCAGAAGUCAAUUACCUGGGUCAGCUGUACCAUCCCAAUCUUGUAAGAUUAAUCGGAUAUUGCUUCGAGGACCAACACCGUCUUCUGGUCUACGAGUUCAUGUCACGGGGAAGCUUAGAGAACCAUCUUUUCAGAAGGGGGUCAUACUUUCAACCUCUACCUUGGAACCUUCGAAUGAAGGUUGCACUUGGAGCUGCCAAAGGACUGGCUUAUCUUCAUAGUGCUGAAGCAAAAGUUAUAUAUCGUGAUUUUAAGACGUCCAAUGUCCUCCUUGAUUCAAACUACAAUGCAAAGCUUUCUGAUUUUGGAUUGGCAAAAGAUGGUCCUACCGGUGACAAGACCCAUGUCUCAACCAGGGUUAUUGGGACAUAUGGGUAUGCGGCUCCUGAAUAUCUUGCAACAGGUCAUCUAACUGCCAAGAGUGACGUGUAUAGCUUCGGAGUUGUCCUUCUAGAAAUGUUAUCUGGCCGACGGGCCAUUGACAAGAAUCGCCCACCUGGAGAACACAAUCUGGUAGAAUGGGCAAGGCCUUACCUCCCACAUAAACGCAAGAUAUUUCGUGUCUUGGAUACCCGGCUGGAGGGGCAGUAUUCGCUAGGAGUAGCACAGAAGGCUGCUGCACUUGCAUUACAUUGCCUGUCCACAGAAGCCAGGUUCAGACCCACCAUGGAUGAAGUGGUAUCGACGUUGGAACAGCUUCAGGACAACAAGGACACGGCAAAAAAAUCUGAGUCUGAACCAAAAGAGCAUUCUCGGAGCCUUGGUAACAGCGGCCACGAGCUGAGCCAGAGAAGUUUGGAAGAGGCUGGGGCUAGGAAGGUUGCAUAUCCGAGACCAUGAGCUGCACCUCUUCGUUCCUAGCUGGGCGAUCCAAACUGGUGGGGCCGCCGAAGGCUUCUAAGGAGAGAGUAAUACUUAAGUGGUGUAAUUAUAUGCCUCUUUCAUUAUUGUAUAGCUACUCGUGCUAGUCUUCUUAUAGUGUAUCAGCAAAGAUAUUUCACCAUCACCACCUCAGGUGACGUCUCAGAUCAGAAUGUCAUGACCGCUAGAAGCAUAUAAUGUUAGUUAUAUUGACUAAGCAGAUGAAGAGGCUUUGUUUCUCUUUUAUUUCGGGCUGACCGUUCUCAUUUAUCUCGGCAUGUGAAUUCUCCUUGUGGAGUACACUCUUUUCUGAUGCA